AUGCCGGAUGAGAAGAAGGAAGAGUGCGUCCAGAAAGUGAAUGUUGAGUUGAAGAAACAGUAUGAGGACUACCGUCAAUGUAUAAAACGGCGAGAAGACGUUCUAUCGGAUGCAAACUAUGUUCAGGUAAUUACCCUCGCCAAAGGAGCAGAUACGACGUUGCCUUGCUUUCCAUGUGUUUCACCAGAAAAUGCUGUUGAAAUCGAGUCAACCUAUAAACCGUCAGCUGGGACAAUUGGCAGAGCUUUCAUAGCGGCUAUCGACUUUUUCAAAGAGAAGAUUCUUCGUGCUACUAGUAAGGUUCGGGAUGUCAACAAAUGGAAAUACGAUUGGCAACGUGCCCUAAUGGGCCAAGAAUGGCGUCCGCUCACGAAAAUGCAUGAGACUGGAAUGAGAGUGGAGAAAAUCGCUGAUAAAGUGAAACGAUUCCUCGCACGGGAUAACGCCAGAAUUCGUGUCGGUGAUAGGUACGAACUACGCAUUACGGCAGUUGAUCGCAAUAUGACCGGAUACUAUCGCUGCGUGAAUAAGCACGGGAAGAAUCGUGUCGUUUCAGCGAUGUACUACCUGGACGUCAUCAGUAGAGCGAACAUUAAAAUGGUGAAAUCGAAGCUUGAUAGUGUCCCAUCAGACGUUACCUUCAGCGAAAAAGAGAUCGGCGGAAAGUUGAGAGCUAGGCCUGUGAUUUCACCAUGGAGUGAAUGCAGCAAAUGUGGCGAAGAAAUUGGUGAACAGGCUCGAAGUAUUCAGUGCAUGAUUGAGGUACAUAUUGAUCCAAGUCUUUCUAGUUUUGCAGAAAACUGGAUGCUCAUCCGAAAUGCACGUUUGGAGCAUUUACUUGUUUUACAAACAGGUCAGCUGCACUAUCGCGCGCUGACUUUCGUGCACAAGGAGAGGCAGGAUGGUCUCAUGUAG
Molecule: messenger RNA, 915 nt
Organism: Cooperia oncophora
Lineage: Eukaryota; Metazoa; Nematoda; Chromadorea; Rhabditida; Trichostrongylidae
Source: the annotation of a GenBank genome assembly